This is a messenger RNA of Aspergillus sclerotioniger CBS 115572, 2221 nucleotides long. Its product is annotated as HET domain-containing protein. The coding region runs from base 1 to 1881 and encodes 626 amino acids. The record is from RefSeq and is a predicted model, not a curated record. The transcript has 2 exons. Lineage: Eukaryota; Fungi; Ascomycota; Eurotiomycetes; Eurotiales; Aspergillaceae.
AUGUCUUUAAAAGACGAGUUUCCAAUCAGGUUGGAUCAAAUCCGUUUGGUCACAGUCUGUCCGCCAUCCGAUUAUCAAGACGACCCUGUUCGUUGCAACCUCGAAGUACUGGACCUUGCGCAUGAGACUCAGAAUAUGCAGUACACCGCCCUGUCAUAUACCUGGGGAGCACCUGCGGAAUACGGGCAAUUCAGCACCAUGACCAGUGAGCUCAAAUGCCCCAUCAUUCGCCAAGGGACAGUGGUUCGCGUGGCUGAAAAUCUGGCACAUUUUCUCAACCGUGUGCAGCAUACUCCAUCUCUACUGGAGAAGAAAUUCUGGAUAGACUCCAUUUGCAUCGAUCAAGAGAAUGACGAAGAGCGGGCGCAUCAGGUCAAGUUGAUGAGCCACAUCUACAGCUCAGCCAAUGGGGUUGUCACGUGGAUGGGCGAAGAAGAUGAGUAUACUGGGACGGCAUUUAAAGCUUUGAAAAGAAUCCAUGAGCUGAUUCUCGAUGGUACCAUGGAUGAAAGCCCGGCAUAUCUACGUCGCGGUGAGAACCGGCUAGGGCUGGAUGUGUCGGAUGGAGAAGCAUGGCGCAGUGUUGGAAAGUUCUUCCAAAGGUGCUACUUUAACCGGUCUUGGACGAUCCAGGAGGUUAUCCUCGGAAAGGAAAUCGAGGUAAUUUGUGGCGGGGAGAAAAUGAACUGGGAGGUGCUGAUCACAUCAUCCCGGUUCUUCUCCCAGACAGGAUGGAAAGGAUUUCUGGAUAACUUGUCCGUUGCAUAUCCGGAAGAGAUCUAUGUGCCUGCAUACUAUAUGACCAAACAACACUGGACUACGACAUUGUUGUACGCGUUACAACGUUCUCGAGACUACAAGGCAACUGAUCCCCGUGACAAGGUAUUCUCUAUGCUUGGUCUGGUGGGAAAAUUCAUCAAAGACAAGCCUCGAUUAGCCCCUGCAUACGGUACUCAAAGUGUGACAACAACAUAUACCAAUGUUGCUAUCCAACUCUUGGAAGACGGUGAAGAUCUAUACAUCCUGUCGUGUGUUGAGGGGGAACUUUUCCAACGUGUCGGCAAGCUGCCAUCCUGGGUACCUGACUGGACCUGUGGAAAGUCUACAGGGCUGUUGAUUAUCGGUUAUAAGCGGUACUCUGCCGCUGGAACAAUCACGCAGCGACCAUAUAUUGAUUCUUCCGCACUCACCGUCAGUCUCAAGGGAGCCAAAAUCGAUGAGGUGACUUUGGUAGGCGAGGCCAAACACGAGGUGUUGGAUGGCCUGCCAUUUCUGGGAUGGCUUGAGAUUGUUGCAUCGCUUCCACAAUGGUAUCGUGAUAUCCCCGAAGAGGCUGGAGGCGAGUCUAGAUUGGAGGUGUUCUGGAGAACCCUUCUCCGAAACACUACAGGACGCCCGCCAAUACUGAUACCUACCCAAGAUCAGGGACUACAUCAUGCAUUUGAAACAUGGCUUCGGGAUAAAACAAGAGAUAGACCAAAGGGCAUGACGGACGCCAAGUGGGAAAGUAUGAGCAAGGCUCUGCUUGAAUUACUGGGGCCAGAUGACAUUGUGCCAAUAUCGGACUUGACCGAUACUAUUGGGUUUCACACAAGGUUGAGUUGGGCCAAACAUCUCAGACUUUUUCGAACGAGAACUGGAUACCUAGGCCUGGGAUCGGAAUGUGUGCAGGAAGGGGAUUCAGUAUGGAUAAUUCCAUCAUCCCGUGUACCACUCAUUUUGAGACCGGUCGAUAAUAUGGACAAGACGCGACAGCGCUACCGACUUGUUGGGGGCACCUACCUUCAUGGUGUCAUGCAUGGUGAGAUGGUUUGUCCCUGUUGUAGUGUACCAGGGCAAGGUGAUAUUGAGUCACGAUGGGAGACAAUACUGAUCGAGUGAUCGCACUGUGUAGGAGAUCCAGCGAGAGUUCUGUAAAUGCACAUAUUGUUCCUCUUUAGACUUCAAGGCUGGGGAGAGCCUCUGGGGUAGCGGACGAGAGAACAAAACCAGUUAUAUAUUUUGGGCAUUACAACUAUGUUGCUGUUCGCUCCUGAUACAGUUCGGUGGCCGGUGCAGAUGGCAUAUGCAUUGAUGUACAUAGCUAGUGUAGUUUAAUUGGUGAGGAGCAGGCGGUUCUUUAGAUGUCUGUGAUUGUCCAAAAAUGCCGCCAUUACGAAGGUCUUCUGGCCUUCAGCAGUUCUUGCAGUGGCCUCCAAUAGGGCAUCUGUAGGGAAGUGUC